Messenger RNA from Eruca vesicaria subsp. sativa (arugula), 711 nucleotides. The record is from the annotation of a GenBank genome assembly. NCBI's taxonomy places the organism in Eukaryota, Viridiplantae, Streptophyta, Magnoliopsida, Brassicales, Brassicaceae.
AUGAAUCUUGAUCGUUUAGUUGUAGUGAAUAAGAAACGGUUUGAUGAAAAAGAUUUGUUCUUCUUUAACAUCUUUUACGUACAAGGUAGAAACCGUUCAUUUGUGGAAAAUGUGGCAAACCAACUCGGAUUAGAAGAAGGUUCAUAUGUUCCACAUACUUAUAUAGAAGAGAUACCGCUAGAGAGGCGUGGUUUGCCAGAUGACUUGAAGACACAACUUAGCUUAAUUACCAUUCCUCAAGCUUCUGCUGAUAGUAGAAUGAACUAUCAUCAUGGAAUGUUAGAAGCCAGUGCCCCUGCUUCAUCAUCAGCCACUCUUCAAAUUCAGGGUGUUAUCACUGAGCUCUUAGAACAAAUAACAACACUUAACGAGAGGAUGAAUGACCUCGCAUCCCACCUUGAAGACUUGAAUUCCAAGAUAGCUGCUUCAGGUGCUUUACCAGUGCAAAACUUAUCGCUGUCCCCAUCCUCGUCUCAGCUUGGAAUAGAAUCUGCUCUGAGGGAAGAGAUUGUACGUAUUGGUGGUGAACUACGUCAGACAAUGGUUAAAAUGGGCACACUGGGGAAUCUUGUUGAGGAGUAUGUUGAAGAAAGGUCUCGCGUAGAGAGAGUAGACAGCACAACACAGAACCUUGAGUCAUCCACUGUACCUGUUCUGCUUGCUUUGACCAUUGGCUGCCUCGGCAUUCUUGCCUUCGGUUAUCUCAAAUAG